Messenger RNA from Centropristis striata (black sea bass), 984 nucleotides. Its product is annotated as methyltransferase-like 26 B. The record is from RefSeq and is a predicted model, not a curated record. Bases 143 to 766 code for a protein of 207 amino acids. The transcript has 7 exons. Lineage: Eukaryota; Metazoa; Chordata; Actinopteri; Perciformes; Serranidae.
UUACCUGUACUGAACCGUGGGGAGGAGCACAGAGAGAAUCCUCUUAACCAGGUAAUCUCUACACCCAUCUGCUGUCCCAGCCAACCACCACAUCCAGCCUCAAACCAAUAUGCUAUUUCCCAGCUAGUCUCUGUCAGCCAGCAUGACCAUGCUGCUGUCUCCCCAGGCAGAGAAGAACUGGGAGGAUCUGUGUUCAGUGCUUGAAGAUGUGCUGGAGGACCAGUCCCACAGGCAGCUGUUCGGCUUAGAGCUGGGCUCUGGUACUGGGCAGCAUGUCAUACGCUUUGCCCAGAAGAUGCCAUUUGUUACUUGGCAGCCAUCAGACAUCAAGGAAGAAUGUCGGGAAAGUAUUAAGGCAUACAUUGCUGCAACCCAUGCAAAGAAUGUGCUGCAGCCUGUCCACCUGGAUGCCAGUGAACCGUGGGAGAAGUGGGCAGGCCUUCCUCGCAGCUCCUGUGAUGUUGUUGUUGCCAUUAACUUACUGCAGUAUUGCUCCUUCAAAACAGCCCAGGGUGUUUUCAAUGGAGCAGGUCAGAUCCUCAGGCAAAAUGGCCUUUUGAUAACAUAUGCGGUGUAUGCAAUAAAUGGCACCAUUACACCCAGUUGUAAUGAACGCCUGGAUGCAGAUCUUCGACAAAUGAAUCCAGAGUGGGGUCUUCCAGACAUGGAUGUGCUGAGACAGCUGGCCUAUGGGAACGGGAUACGUAUGGAGAGGAUAAUUGAGAUGGAAGAAUACUACAAAUGUCUCAUCUUUAGAAAACUUUAAAGGAGAUAAACAAAUACAUUAUUUGUAAAAUGCAUAUUUCAUAACUUAUCAGUGUAAUAUUAUAUGGCCCUUACCAUCUUAUUGAAACAUAUGAAUGUGACAUGAAAUGUUGAAUAAAAAAUUGUCAUACAACACAUCUUUCUUUUUUUAAUCUUGUUGAGGGUUAUAGAAAUAACUAGGACUGCAAGCAGUACUGAACGGGCCCUCGCAGUACACGC